AUGUCGUCAUGCGCACAAUCACCGUCACCGGCUGAAUUGAGGGCCGCACUCGUCCGCGACGGGUUCGUGCGCAUAACAAAGGUCUUCACAGACGAUGAGAUUGAGGCUUUCCGCGGAGCCUGUCAUCGCAGUGCCGAACUCACAAGAGCAGGUAAAUGGCCAUACUACAGAACGCUCCCAAAGCAGUUCCCUCCGUGGAAUGAAGAUGUGAGCCAAGGCAUUUGGGGAGUGCAGCACCUUCUUCAUCCUGAGAUGCCUGACAAGGAGAUCUUCGAGAAGUCUUAUUUUGGGGAGCAGAUGAUUGGUGCAGUGACCUCGCUGUUGAACUGCUCGCCGGAUGACCUGGUCAUGGAACUCUAUAACAUGCUGGUCAGACCAGAUAGGGACUUCGCACUCAGAUGGCACAGAGAUGAUAUCGGCCCCGACGUCACAGCCGAAGAAGAACUCAAGCGUCUCCAAGAGCCCAUGGUGCACGCACAGUGGAAUCUGGCUCUCUACGAAGACAGCUCUUUGGUCGUAGUCCCCGGCUCUCACAAGCGUGCGAGGACAGACAUGGAGCGCAACGCAGAUCCUUACGAGGACGACAUGCCUGGGCAAAUGGCUGUGAAGAUGUGUCCUGGUGACGUUGUGUUCUACAACAACAACAUCCUCCACCGAGGUGUCUAUGACAGCAAGACUGAGCGGAUGACUCUGCAUGGCACAAUGGGGCUGACUGGGAGCGAUCCUGCCAGGGCAAGGAACAUACUGCAGCAUGGCAUUGGCAAGUGGGCUGCAGACUGCAACUUUGGUGACCUUCCUUCUGAUAUGAGGCAACAAGCUGAAGCAAUGCAAAAGCGUCUCAUGGCGAUGGGUACUGGAAACAACAUCGGAUUUUCUCAACAGGAUCCAUAA
Messenger RNA from Lecanosticta acicola, 891 nucleotides. The record is from the annotation of a GenBank genome assembly. Lineage: Eukaryota; Fungi; Ascomycota; Dothideomycetes; Mycosphaerellales; Mycosphaerellaceae.